UGUUGAGCGUUCGUAAAGUCAUCAGUUAUUCUGCUCUCACGCACACUCAGACAAGAGUGCUCUGAAAUCGGAGAAGAUAGCCAGAGUGAUUUUACGAACGCAACCUAUGUAUCAUUCAUGCUCUUCACUCUCUGAGCCAUUGCCCGUAUUAUACGUGAAGCUCUGUGCACGUGGAUUGGAGUUACUAUGGUAACAACAAGUAGCUAACAUUAGUGUUUAUGUAUCCACGGCUAGUUACUAGCCAACAAUCCUGCCUCCUAUCUACAAUGGCUGAAAUGUCUGCUAUGACUAGAAAAUGUAUUCAGAAUCUCGCUGAAACUCUUUCUAAACACGUCAAACACUGUAAGUUUGAGUUUUGAUAGCUAACGUUAGUUGUCAGAGUCUACGUUGCGUCCUGAGAUAGCUAUGUUACAGUAACGUUUCGCAGAACUUCUAAAAAUAAAAGCUAGCUAGCCAACUAACGGUUACCUGGUUUCUACUUCUCUGCAUUUAUCUAGCUACAGUAGCUAUAUAUCUAAUAACAAAACGUGCAAACAAAAGAAAAGUUAAUAGCUAGCUAUUGUUGUCUAGCUCCUCCAACCAAAACUCACCUUCCAUUGAACGUGUUGGCACCACUGUUUACGUGACAGAUGGGGGCGCUAUAAUCUUGCUUUGUUGAGAUCAUGUCAAAGUAUGUCCUGUGUUGAUGCAAAUUAAUAAAAGCAUAUAUCAGUCUAUGUAAAUUGAAAUGAUGCAUAUGGAAGCAGUACUAACUAAACAGAAACGGAGUGUCUGAUCCGACUAUUCAAUGGACUCCUGGGGGAUCAGAGUGACAGGAGGGUAGGGAAUGACCUGGACAGUGGGAAAUUCAGGAAUAUUCUGCACAACACCUUUGGAAUGACUGAUGAUAUGAUCAUGGAUAGAGGUAGGUGUGUCUCUUUUGUCACAUAAAACAGAAUGUAAGCAUCAAAUAAAGUAUGAUACUGAUGUGGUAAGGUAUCACAAAAAAAAUGGUAUUAUAUUCCAGUCUUUUGCGCAUUUGACAAGGACAACGACAGCUACGUCAGUGUGAAAGAGUGGAUCGAGGGACUAUCAGUCUUUCUCCAUGGGACAUUGGAUGAAAAAAUAAAGUUUAAGAAAGCUAUAAAGUGUAUCAUGUAGGCUUUUUGACUGUUAUCUACAAUAUUACUACCCAUGUAUUGACUCUGCCCCCCAUUUGGUUUUCACAGCUUUGAUGUGUAUGACUUGGGUACAUUUCCCGGGAAUAGAUGUUCCACAUGCUGAAGAACAGCCUGAUCAGACAGCCCACAGAGGAGGACCCAGACGAGGGCAUCAAAGACCUGGUGGUGAUCACGCUCAAGAAGAUGGAUCAUGACAGCAGACUGUCCUAUGCAGACUUUGAAAAGGCAGUGAGAGAUGAGAAUCUAUUGCUUGAGGCUUUUGGAACCUGCCUUCACGAUGCCAAGAGCAUAUUGGCAUUUGAGCAGCAUGCAUUCCAGGAUCCACUUGAGCGUUAAGGACAUCACUAAGUUAUUCAUAACACCAUUUUUUAUUUUUU
This is a messenger RNA of Salvelinus sp. IW2-2015, 1537 nucleotides long. RefSeq names its product calaxin-like. The record is from RefSeq and is a predicted model, not a curated record. NCBI's taxonomy places the organism in Eukaryota, Metazoa, Chordata, Actinopteri, Salmoniformes, Salmonidae.